AUUAAAUAAUAAUAGGUAUGCCAAAUUGCCAAAUGCCAAUUAAUUAGUAAUAAUUUAUUACUGAGAAGCAGAAAUAGUAGUUAAAAGAAUACUGGAAGAAAUAUCAAAUGGUACUAAUAGUUCAAUUAAUUCAAGUUAAUACUUAGUACGUACUUCAGUAACUUUUGUAGAUCGUAAAAUGUUCACAUAUAUGUUAGAUGACACUUAUUGACAGUUUAACUUAAAAGAUUUGAAAUUGAAUACUAGAAAGUAAUGUCGAAUAACAUCAUGUCCAACAACCCUCUAAUUUAUGGAGUUGAAUUUCAGGCUAGAUCGUUGUGUUCUCUGCACGCUGAAAGCGAUCAAGACUGCUUUUUAAUCGGAACUCAGUCGUUGAUCACAUCAAAUAAUCAAGUACACCUCGUUAAACUACAAGAAGAGACCAAUACACUUUGUCCUCAAAUAUAUGAGCAUAGCUGUGGUGAAAUAUGGUCAUUAGCGUCUUCUCCAACAGACAAAUGCUUGAUAACUACCUGUUAUGCUAGUAUAGAACGAGAUUGUGAGAAAUUCACAGCUUUAUGGCGACUGCCAGAGAAUGAUGGUCAUUUAGAAAAUGUCAUCACUUUUCCUACAGAGAAGUAUGGUACUGAUGUUAAGGUGACCACGUUUCAUCCUACAAAUGACGCAUACAUGUGUUCUGUUAUCGAUAAUAAUAUAGUGAUGUGGGAUGUGGGUGAAAGUGAAGUAAAAAUUGUAUGUACUGCAGUAUUGGAUGGUAAAGGUCAACCAAGAUUUACUACUGGAAAAUGGAAUCCACAAAGUGCCAACUUACAAUUUGUAACUGCUGAUGAUUGUAAUAUAAAAGCUUGGGAUUUAAGAACCCAGACAAAAAUUGCAUGGAGUCUAGAUGGAGUUCAUACUCAAAUUAUUAGAGAUUUUGAUUUUAAUCCAAAUCGUCAAUACUAUAUGGCAACAUGCGGUGAUGAUGGAUAUUCUAAGUUCUGGGAUAUACGUAAUCCCAGACAACCUCUGAUAUCUCGUGCUGAUCAUUCUCAUUGGAUUUGGUCUCUUAGAUAUAACCCAGUACACGACGAAUUAAUUGGAACAGCUUCAAGUGACGGUCAAGUCCUUAUUACAUGUUUAACUGGAAUUUCUUCAUCAGCUGUGGAAAACGAAGACAUAAAAACAAAAUCUUCCAUUGAAGAUAAAAUAAUAGCCACGUGUGAUCAACACGAAGAUUCUGUGUAUUGUGUUGAAUGGUCCUCUGCAGAUUCAUGGAUAUUAGCUUCUUUAAGUUAUGAUGGUCGCUUGUUGCUUAAUAAAGUACCAAAAGAUGAACAGCUUAGAAUUCUAUUGUGAACUUUGCUUUACUGUUUUCUUUAUGCAUCAAUUGUAUAGGAACAUUAUCCAUUGUAAAUAAACAUUCAAUUAUUAUUCAGAGUUAAAUUAUGUCUAUGAGUUCCAAUUAAAAAUAUAUUAAGGUGUA
This is a messenger RNA of Acyrthosiphon pisum (pea aphid), 1465 nucleotides long. Its product is annotated as EARP-interacting protein homolog. The transcript has 7 exons. Gene Ontology annotation, molecular function: protein binding. The record is from RefSeq and is a predicted model, not a curated record. The coding region runs from base 253 to 1338 and encodes 361 amino acids. Gene Ontology annotation, biological process: protein ubiquitination. NCBI's taxonomy places the organism in Eukaryota, Metazoa, Arthropoda, Insecta, Hemiptera, Aphididae.